Molecule: messenger RNA, 954 nt
Organism: Musa acuminata AAA Group (dessert banana)
Lineage: Eukaryota; Viridiplantae; Streptophyta; Magnoliopsida; Zingiberales; Musaceae
Product: ras-related protein RABA2a-like
Exons: 2
Coding region: 71-724 (217 amino acids)
Biological process (GO): vesicle-mediated transport
Cellular component (GO): endosome
Molecular function (GO): GTP binding; GTPase activity
Source: RefSeq, a predicted model, not a curated record
GGAGAGGAUUAUUGUUCGUCGAUGCCAUUCCUGUGUGUCAACGAGAGUUCCACUACGAGGGAGACGAUCGAUGGCGACGAGGGCAGAGGAGGAGUACGAUUACCUGUUCAAGGUGGUGUUGAUCGGGGAUUCUGGGGUGGGGAAGUCGAACAUCCUGUCCCGCUUCACUCGCAACGAGUUCUGCCUCGAGACCAAAUCCACCCUCGGCGUCGAAUUCGCCACCCGUACUCUCCAAGUAGAAGGCCGAAUAAUAAAAGCACAGAUUUGGGACACAGCAGGCCAAGAGCGAUACCGAGCAAUAACUAGCGCCUACUACCGGGGAGCUCUCGGAGCAAUCCUAGUGUUCGAUGUGACCAAGCCGACGACUUUUGAGAACGCAAGCCGGUGGCUCAGGGAGCUUCGUGACCAUGCUGACUCCAACAUCGUGGUUUUGCUUAUUGGCAACAAGACCGACCUCGAGCACCUUCGAGCGGUGGACUCGGAGGAGGCCCAGAGCUUCGCCGAGAGAGAGGGGCUUUCGUUUCUUGAGACAUCUGCCUUGGAGGCUACAAAUGUGGAGAAGGCCUUCCGAGUUAUCCUUGCUGAGAUAUAUCGAGUCAUCAGCAAGAAGAACAUCUCUUCCGAGGCGCCUGCGCAAGGACCCGCAGGGGGUAUGAGAGAAGGCAAGGCCAUCACGAUCGCAGCAUCAGACUCCAGCACAAGCAGGCAAUGUUGCUCAACGUAGUGGUAUUAUGCGCUCAGAGUUUCUACAGUCUGCUUUUGCUUGAUGUAAAUCCAGUCAGCUGCUUGCUAGAGUGAUUUCCUUCUUGUUGAUGCUCAAUAUAUUUGCUUUCAGUCUCUUUGUUCCUACAUGGAUGGAAUUGCUUGGUUUUCCAUCAUAACAGCAAUCAUUAAAGGUUUAAAUGUGUGCCUAUGAAUGCUUUGAAAUAUAUGAUUCUAUUAUUGUAUAUUAAA